AAAAAAUACACAAAGAAAUGUGUCAGGUAUUAAAAAGUACUCAGAACCGUCUCCCCGUAAUGGCUCGUUAACGCAUCGAUAACCGUGAGUUGUUAAGUAACCUCAAAUUAUUGGAUUAGAGCUUAACGAAAAUCAAUACAAUCCGAAUUCAAUCGCACGAUAGUAGUCAAUGGACAAGAAUUUAUUCUGUAUUCAUUUGAUAAAACAUUUCAACUUAUGUUUAUAAGUAGCAGAAUGAGUUCAAUGAUAUCACUACAUCUGUUGAUUUGUAUUUUGGUAUUCUUGCCAUCGUGUUGCAGAGGUCAUAAGAGGUUCAUUAUCAAAGAUGGUUUGAAGAUUGACUCAAACAACUGGUACCGGAAUCUCGGAAUCAAUGAAUUAGAAUAUUAUAUAGACCGAUCUGUGAAAAGUACAAAUUUGUUUUUUGGCUUACAUCUUGCAGGUGUGGAAAAUGGAAGCCCGACCUAUGGACAAUUUAUAGAUUCUCAGCUUUCCGAAGACGGGUAUUCGGUAUAUUGGAGUGCUGAAAUUAUUUCUAGAGCUUCUCGGUUUAUAUCUGCUGAUAAAUGCCUUUUGCAUGAAGGUGAACAUAGUAAAAAAUGUUCCACAGACUUAUCGAAAGUGAGACUAGACAAGACGUCUUUGGGUGAGAAGUGUUUGUCUAUGUAUUACAACAAAACUGCGUGCAUCGGGAUGAACCUAAAGUAUCGUAGUCCUGACGGUUCUUGUAACAACUUGAAACGUUCUUAUUCGGGGAAGGCAACCACUGCAUAUAAUCGUUUGCUGUUAAAUGGCUAUUAUGAUAAUUUUCACACUAUUUUGGAUGGUAGUGGAAGGAGUUCUCUUCCCAAUGCUAGAAAGCUUAGCAUUGCGCUUGUCAACGACGAGAACUCACCAGAUGACUUAAAGACUAUGGCAAUAGCGUACUGGACGAUCUUUGUAGGUCAUGAUCUAUCUCACACAGCAAUUUCUAGCCAUAAAAAAAAUAAUAAACCGGUGAUUUGUUGUAAUCACAACUAUGAAUUAUCUCCUCGAGACAGAAACGAAUUGUGCAUGCAAAUAGUUAUAGACGAUCGAAGUAAAGAUCGCGAUCCAUUUUUUGACUUUCGGUGCAUGAACUACGUGCGCUCGGUUCCAGCGGUGAGUUCCGACUGUACUUUUGGACCCAGGGAACAAAUGAAUCAAGCUACUCAUUAUUUAGAUGGGUCGAUGGUAUACGGUUCGUCGGCGAAACGGACGUGGUCAUUGAGAACCAAGUCGGACGGCCAACUGUUUACGGACAUGGGGUGCGAUAACAAAGGCCAGGGCGACACGCUACAGCCACGGUAUAUGCCGCUGGAAGACACGGAAUCGAAUGCGUGCCAGUAUGGCAGCGGCACUUGCUAUAGGGCUGGAGAUCCUCGGGCAAACACGCUUCCCCAACUGACGGUAAUGCACACGUUGUGGAUGAGGGAACACAACCGGUUGGCAAAAUUGUUGUCCCACGUCAACCCGCACUGGAGUGACGAACGCAUUUUUCAAGAAGCCAGGAAAAUUGUAACGGCGUCCAUACAGCACAUCACUUACGCCGAAUGGCUGCCGGCGCUGCUCGGUGAAAACUUCACCAGGCAGUACGGGCUCGAACUGUUGACUAAAGGUUACAGUAACGCGUACAACGAAACCUCUGACCCGAGCGUCAGCAACAGUUUCGCUACUGCAAUAUUACCGUUCGCUAAUUCUAUGAUUACAGAAUCGAUUAAUUUAUACACUGAAGAUCGAGUGAUGAACGGUAGUCUUUCCCUAAAGGAACAUUUCAACCGACCGAUUGAAUUACUAACGAAUUACAUGGAUCAACUUGUCAGAGGGUUAUCUACGCAGAAUACACAAAAAGUCGAUAUGCUGUUUACUAAAACGAUAACAAAUUACUUAUACACUGUGCAUCCAGAUAAUAUAUUUGGAAUGGACGUUUUCAGCUUGGAUGUACAACGAAAUCGCGAUCACGGUAUUCGAUUUUAUACGAAAUACAGAGAAUAUUGUGGACUAAAACCUAUAAAAAAUGAGCAAGAUUUGUCCCAGAUCAUGAUGGAAGGUUCAACUGAUAAAUUGUUGGCCCAAUACAAACAUUGGGAGAAUAUAGAGCUAUUGGUAGGUGCAUUGCUUGAGAAACACGAAGACGUCGCUAUGGUUGGCCCGACGAUGAGGUGUAUUAUCAAGGAACAGUUUAUAAGGACUAGAAUCGCAGACAGAUAUUUUUACGAUUUACCAAAUGUAUUCAACAAAUAUCAACUGACAGAAAUCAGAAAAGUGACGCUUGCCAGAGUAUUUUGUGAUAACAGCAAUAAUAUCACAUCAAUGCAGAAACAAGUAUUUUUGAAACCAACUGCGGCUGAUUUGCAACUUUGUAGUUCCAAAUUGAUUCCAAAAAUCAACAUCAAUCACUGGUCAGAAAUGGUCGAUACAUUUUGAAAAUAAUAUCAUACCAAACAUCGAUGCAUUCAUUUAUAAUGUAUUAAUAUUGAAACA
Myzus persicae (green peach aphid) is the source of this 2502-nucleotide messenger RNA. Its product is annotated as peroxidase-like. Lineage: Eukaryota; Metazoa; Arthropoda; Insecta; Hemiptera; Aphididae. Gene Ontology annotation, biological process: response to oxidative stress. Gene Ontology annotation, molecular function: peroxidase activity; heme binding. The record is from RefSeq and is a predicted model, not a curated record. The coding region runs from base 217 to 2445 and encodes 742 amino acids. The transcript has 11 exons.